This is a messenger RNA of Solanum tuberosum (potato), 816 nucleotides long. RefSeq lists its product as uncharacterized. Bases 1 to 816 code for a protein of 271 amino acids. The transcript has 4 exons. The record is from RefSeq and is a predicted model, not a curated record. NCBI's taxonomy places the organism in Eukaryota, Viridiplantae, Streptophyta, Magnoliopsida, Solanales, Solanaceae.
AUGGCUCGAGGCAGAGGUCGUGGCAAAUCCUCAGGUAAGAGUAAUCUUGCUAUUCGUGUAAGCAUGCCAACUAUUCCCAUGCCCACUAUAGUUUCUCCUCAACAAGGUGGUACCCCAUACAUUGUAACGUCAACUCAAAGUAUCAGUACAACCAUCUCUGAGGCACCUCCAGCUACACAAAAUCAGAAUAACCUAAUAGGUCAGGGUCUGUCUACUCAGAACAACCCAUCAGAUCAUACCAACACAGUUGCUGCUACACCAAAUCAGAGUAACGUAAUAGGUCAGGGUAUGUCUUCUCACAGUAACCCAAUAGAUCAUACCAACACAGUUGCUGCUACACCAAAUCAGAGUAACGUAAUAGGUCAGGGUAUGUCUUCUCACAGUAACCCAAUAGAUCAUACCAACACAGUUGCUGCUACACCAAAUCAGAGUAACGUAAUAGGUCAGGAUGGAUGCAACGUUUGGGGAAGUGAUGAGUGUAUUAAGAAGGCAGAAAUAAAUGCAAAGAAUCGUCGUGAUGGCCGUGAAGUUGUUGUUGGGACUCACACGGGCGGCUCUAUCUCAAUUGGAGAAUAUCGCAAGAAACCUGUUAUUGAAAAAGGUAGAGAUCCAACACCAAGUGAGUUACAUUUGCACGUUCACACACAUGGUCAUGAUGGAAAAUCAUUUGUUGGUGAACGUUCUCGAAUUGUCUAUGUGCAAGCAGCGAUUACUGAUCCCUCUGGCAACCCAUCACUUGUGACACCCAUAGUGUCUCCUACUACUAAUGUGGAUGAGGUUGAUCCCUCAAUUUCAAGUGACGAUCGUAUCCCUUAG